AUGGUUCGUGUUGCUAUCGCUGGAGGCCAUGGCGGUGUUGGCCGCACAAUUCUGGAGGUGUUGGAGGAAUCUUCCGAGCACGAAGCUCUUGUCCUAUCCCGCAAGUCCGAUGGUGAUGGCGGCAGAACAAUUCAAGUCGAUUAUAGAAGCGUUGACAAGUUGUUUGCUGUGCUAGAAACACAUCAGAUCGACACAGUGAUCUGUUGUUUUGCCGUGGAGGGAGAGUCUCUGGCGAUAUCGCAGCUGAACUUGAUCCAAGCUGCCAUCAAGUCCAAAGUUACGCGGCGAUUUGUUCCUAGUGGCUUCGCCAUUCCGUAUCCUCAGGAUGCCGUGGAGCUUUUGCCGCAACUUGCGGACUAUUUCAAAGCGAUUGAGAUUCUUCGACAGUCUGGUCUCCAGUGGACCGUCUUCCUCAAUGGCAUCUUUCUUGACUACUUCGGGCCAUCGACGCUCAAAUCAUACCUCAAACCGAAUGUCUUCGUUAUAGAUAUGAAAAACAAGAUAGCAGGAAUCCCCGGAGAUGGUGAAGCUCCAAUCACAUUCACCUACACCUUUGACCUGGCCCGGUACGUCGUUUCCAUGCUUGACAUGGAAGACUGGCCCGAAGAAAGCCGUGUGAUCGGCGAUACUGUCACCUGGCAUGAAUUCGUCCGGCUGGCGGAAGAGAUCUGCGAUUGUCGAUUCGAUAUCCAUUAUGACAGCAUAGAAAAACUCCGGGGGUUCGAGAUUACCGAGUUGCCUGGACAUCGAGCCCUGUAUCAACAUUUUUCGAAGAAAGCCUUCCAGUGGUUCAUGUCAACCUUCGAACUCUAUACCGCAAACGGCACGUCCUGCAUUACGACCCAAGACUCGUUGAAUAAGCUCUUCCCCAGCAUCCAGCCGCUUACUGUGCGAGACAUGCUGAGCAAAUACUGG
Messenger RNA from Aspergillus japonicus CBS 114.51, 915 nucleotides. Its product is annotated as NAD(P)-binding protein. The annotation marks the transcript as partial. NCBI's taxonomy places the organism in Eukaryota, Fungi, Ascomycota, Eurotiomycetes, Eurotiales, Aspergillaceae. The record is from RefSeq and is a predicted model, not a curated record. The transcript is spliced from 4 exons.